AUGUACGUUGUUAAGGAUGACUUUCCGAUAGAAUAUGACGGAAUACUAGGAGUUGAUUUUCUACGAAAACAUCAAGCCACUUGCAAUUAUAAAACAAAACAAUUAAAGGUAGGACAGCAUAUCUUACAGCUUUACCCCUAUCUAAAAAUGAUGUUGAAACCACGUAGCGAAACUAUAAUACAGGUCGCUACUGAUAAGAACACGAUAGGCGUGAUAAAGGCAGAAGAAACAAUACCAGGAAUAUUUAUAGGUAAUUGCCUAGUAGAACCUACGAAUUACAUAUGUGCAGCAAGCAUUCUAAAUACAACGGAUAACAUAAUCGAAAUGUUAAUGCCGCAAGUAAGUGUAGAGGAAAUCGAACGAAGUGAAACAGAAGAAAUUAACGUAAUACGAACGCCAAAUAAAAAGGAUCUACGAAAAGAAGUGACAUACUUAGGUCAUAUAAUUACAGAAAACGGAAUAUUGCCGGAUCCAACCAAAUUAGAAGCCGUAAGAAAUUUUCCGACGCCUAGGAAAGUAAAAGAUAUUAAAGCUUUUAUAGGAUUAGCCGGAUAUUAUAGAAAAUUUAUUGAAAAUUUCUCUAAAAUCGCGAAACCACUAACGAAGUUAACCAAAAAGGAAAAUAAAUUUGAGUGGACGCAAGAACAACAACAAGCAUUUGAAAUGCUUAAAGAAAAAUUAACAACGGCACCUUUACUAAAAUAUCCAGAUUUCGAAAAAGAAUUUAUUCGUAACGACCGAUGCAUCAGAUUAUGCAAUCGGAGCGAUAAAUAG
This is a messenger RNA of Formica exsecta, 774 nucleotides long. RefSeq lists its product as uncharacterized. NCBI's taxonomy places the organism in Eukaryota, Metazoa, Arthropoda, Insecta, Hymenoptera, Formicidae. The transcript has a single exon. The coding region runs from base 1 to 774 and encodes 257 amino acids. The record is from RefSeq and is a predicted model, not a curated record.